GAUAAAUUAUUUCCUGGAGGCGGUUAGUAGUCGUAACCACCAUGCAAAAAUUAAAAAAACUGGGUGGUCAAUGUAAAUCACCACCAUGCCUCAAAGAUAAUAAGAUACAGGUAUAAUAACAUAAUAUUACUCAAUAUACUUAUCUGAAGUUUUAAUGGCAAUUUAAUAAAAAAGAAAAAUCCAAAUUGAAUAUUAUUCAUAUUAUGAUAUUAAACAUAAUAUACUAUAUAAGUACACUCAAAGUGGAAAUUAUAAGUAGUACUCAACCCAACAAAAAAUUAAUUCAAUUCCGAACACUACCCCCAGUUACAAUACAAAAUAUAUUAAUAAUAGCGUCUUUGGAAACAAAAACCAUCGAUGAUUUUCGUACGAUCAUCUGUCACUUAUUAUGUUUAGCUGGCCAUUUUGAUGUACGAGAAUGUUAUUAUAUUCUACUCGGUCUCUAUGCAAUUAUGUUAGUGUAUUAUUGUACAAACGUUUAAUGAACUCAGUUAUAUUUUUCGUCUUUCACAAAACAUAUUUUCGUUUUUAAAUUUAAAUAGAUUACCGGAAUAUAAUAAUCAUGCGUGAAAUUUGUCAUUUACAAGCUGGUCAAUGUGGAAAUCAAAUUGGUGCAAAGUUUUGGGAAGUAAUUUCCGAUGAACACGGCAUUGAUCCAACAGGAUCAUAUCAUGGAGAUUCUGAUCUACAACUAGAACGAAUCAAUGUCUAUUAUACUGAAGCGCUAGGUGGUAAGUAUGUACCUCGAGCAAUUCUUGUGGAUUUGGAACCUGGUACCAUGGACUCAGUGAGAUCUGGUCCUUUUGGUCAAAUUUUCCGCCCAGAUAACUUUGUUUUUGGACAAUCUGGAGCAGGCAAUAAUUGGGCCAAAGGACAUUAUACAGAAGGUGCAGAGCUAGUGGAUUCAGUUUUAGACGUAGUCAGGAAAGAAGCAGAAAGUUGCGAUUGUCUGCAAGGAUUCCAACUGACCCAUUCGUUAGGAGGAGGAACUGGUUCCGGGAUGGGCACACUUUUGAUAUCUAAAAUUCGAGAGGAAUAUCCGGACCGUAUUAUGACCACAUACAGUAUUGUUCCUUCACCCAAGGUAUCAGAUACCGUGGUGGAACCGUACAACUCCACAUUAUCCGUGCACCAGCUUGUGGAGAACACCGACAAAACGUUUUGCAUCGACAACGAAGCACUGUACGACAUAUGCUUCCGGACUCUAAAGCUCACCACACCCACGUACGGUGACUUGAACCACUUGGUUUCGGCGGCCAUGUGCGGCGUAACCACGUGCUUCCGGUUCCCCGGGCAGCUCAACUCCGAUCUCCGAAAACUGGCCGUCAACAUGGUGCCGUUCCCGCGUUUGCAUUUCUUCAUCACCGGGUUCGCACCCCUCACAUCUCGUGGCAGCCAGCAGUACCGUGCACUGACCGUCCCUGAACUGGUGCAGCAAAUGUUUGACGCUAAAAACAUGAUGGCAGCGUGCGACCCGCGCCACGGUCGGUACCUGACAGCCGCAAGCAUAUUCCGCGGCCGUAUGUCAAUGAAAGAGGUGGACGAGCAGAUGCUCAACGUGCAGACAAAGAACUCCAGCUACUUCGUCGAAUGGAUACCCAACAAUACGAAAACCGCAGUGUGUGACAUACCACCCAGGGGCUUAAAGAUGUCGGCAACGUUCAUCGGCAACACAACAGCCAUACAGGAGAUGUUCAAGCGCGUGUCCGAGCAAUUCACAUCCAUGUUCCGGCGCAAGGCUUUCUUGCAUUGGUACACCGGUGAGGGCAUGGACGAGAUGGAGUUCACCGAGGCAGAAUCCAACAUGAAUGACCUGGUGUCCGAGUAUCAACAGUACCAGGACGCGACCGUCGAUGAGGACGGUGAAGGAGAUGACGACGAGGAGGACGCAGAUGCAUAAGUCCGCUGCAGCAGCCACAGCUGUUACCCAUAUAUUUCAAUUACUACUACAUUAUAUACGUUCUAUUAAAAAUUAUGCUUUUGUAAUGCAACAUGCGUCCCAUUGCGAGUAAUCGCAAAUCAAAAAAAAAAAUUGUCAUCGAUGUAGUUGAAUUGUGCUAAAUACGCACACGAAAUAUAUAUAAUAAGUACUUAUUACUUACCAUUCAUA
Molecule: messenger RNA, 2110 nt
Organism: Acyrthosiphon pisum (pea aphid)
Lineage: Eukaryota; Metazoa; Arthropoda; Insecta; Hemiptera; Aphididae
Product: tubulin beta chain
Exons: 5
Coding region: 563-1900 (445 amino acids)
Biological process (GO): microtubule-based process
Cellular component (GO): microtubule
Molecular function (GO): GTP binding; structural constituent of cytoskeleton; GTPase activity
Source: RefSeq, a predicted model, not a curated record